UUACCCAGUAUUCCGCGCGACUGGGCAAGAUGGCGGCGAAUGCAAGCACAGACACAGCUGUCUUCGACUGCCCGUCAUGGGCAGGAAAACCUCCACCUGGACUCCAUCUGGACGUGGUUAAAGGAGACAAAUUAAUAGAGUCAGUGAGCCUGGCGCUGUCUGCUGCAGAAGCUGAUCAUCGAUGAGAAGAAGUUCUAUCUGUUUGGGAGGAACCCUGACCUCUGUGACUUCACCAUAGACCACCAGUCGUGCUCGCGGGUGCACGCGGCGCUGGUCUACCACAGACACCUGAAGAGAGUGUUCCUCAUGGACCUCAGCAGCACCCACGGCACAUUUCUGGGCAGAAUCCGCCUGGAGCCGCACAAACCUCAGCAGGUGCCGAUCGACUCCACCAUGUCGUUCGGAGCGUCCACACGCGUCUACACGCUGAGAGAGAAACCACAGACGCAGAGCAGCUCCAGCGCCGGAGACAGUAAAGGGCUGGAGGACGAGGAACUGAAGGGGCUGCUGGGACUGCCGGAGGAGGAGACCGAGCUCGAGAACCUGACAGAGUUCAACACGGCUCAUAACAAACGCAUUUCUACGCUCACCAUUGAAGAAGGAAACCUGGAGAUCCAGAGACCCAAGAGGAAGAGGAGGAGCUCGCGAGUUUCCUUCAGUGAAGAAGAGGAGAUCAUAAACCCAGAGGACGUGGACCCGUCUGUGGGACGCUUCAGGAACAUGGUGCAGACGGCUGUGGUUCCUCUUAAGAAGAAGAAGCUGGAAGGGCGCAGUACUCUGGGAUUGGAGGAGAGCGUGGCGCGGCGGUUACAGAGCUUCCCGCUGAGCGCUGGGCUGUACGGAGACCUGCCCCCCACCAGCCACGAGGCCACAGGACAGAGCGGCUCGUCUGCCAUCACGGGUGGGACGCCGCUGACCUUCCCCAACCCGGCCCCAGAGGUGGACGUCUCGCCCACGACGGCGCAGCCGCCCGCUGUGCUGAACCCCACUCCUGCUCCCGGACCCUACUCGACCGAGACGCUCAACGAGCCGCGCAAGAAGAAGUACGCCAAGGAGGCAUGGCCUGGCAAAAAGCCCACCCCCUCCCUCCUGAUUUGACACGGGACAGACACACUGUGACAGAUCUGAAGAUUACAUCUUGGAGUUUGUUUGAAGUUAUUGGUUCCAAACUUCCUGUUUGCAACAUUACUGAUACAUACUUUAAAUUAGUGCGGGCAAACGAUUAAUCACAUCCAAAAUGAACGUUUUUGUUUACAUAAUAUGUGUGGGUACUGUGUGUGUGUGUGUGUGUAUAUAUUUAUAAACACAUGCAUGUAUAUAUUUCAGAAUUUUUUUUUGCUUAUAUAUUAAAUUAUAUGUAUAUAUAAUAUACAUUACAUGACUGUACAGUGCCGUGAAAAGGUUUUUGCCCCCUUCCUGUUUUUUAUUUUUUAUUUUCUUGCAUAUUUGUCACACUUAAAAGAUUCAGAUCAUCAAACUAAUUUUAAUAUUACAAAAAAAAUAAUUUUAAAAUAAUUUAUUUAAAAAAAAAAAAAUAUAUAUAUAUAUAUAUAUAUAUAUAUUUUUUAAAGUGGUCCAAACCUUCCUGGCCCAAUGUGAAAAAGUAAUUACCCCUAAACCUAAUAACUGGUUGUGCCGCCCAUUGCAGCAACAACUGCAAUCAAGCGUUUGUGAUAACUGCCAAUGAGUCCCUCACAUCGCUGGGGGGGAAUGUAGGCCCACUCUUCUUUGCAGAAUUGUUUUAAUGAGCCACACUGGAGGGUUUCCAGCAUGAACGGACUGUUUAAGGUCUGGACUUUGACUUGGCCACUCCAAAACUCAUCUUGUUUUUCUGAGCCAUUCAGAGGUGGACCUGCUGGUGUGUUUGGGAUCAUUGUCCUGCUGCAGAACACAAGUGAGCUUGAGCUUGAGUUCACAAACUGAUGGCUCAAAUAGAGCGCAGAUUUCAUGGUUUCAUCAAUAAUGGCAUGUCGUCCAUGUCCCCUGACCAUCACACCUCCUCUAUGUUUGACUGUUGCUUUUACGCUCUUUGAGUGAAAUGCUGUGUUGGUUUUAUGCCAGAUGUGACAGGACACACCUGCCAAAAAGUUCAACUUUUGUCGCAUCAGUCCAGAGAAUAUUUGCCCAAUAUUUGUUUCUAAAAUAAUGUGGUAAAUCAUAGUUUCACUUUCAUGAUUUAACAAUUAAUUUUUCACGUAGGACCAGGCAGGUUUGGACAGCUUUUUUCUCUUAAUAAAUGAAAUCAUUGAGUAUAUAAACAUGUAAAUACUUUCAAAAUAUAUGCUGUGUGUGUGUGUGUAUUUAUAUAUACAUGAUGCGCACAGUACACACACACAUGCGAUUAAUAGUUUGACAGCACUACUUCAGAUUCAUAACGCUGUCUGUUACGGUUUGAGGCUUUGUCACAUGGGUUACGUAUCUGAGCUGAAGCUGACACUAUAACUGUGGGGCGAGUGGAUAUCACAAAGAAAUAUUGGGUUUAUUUUGCCCUAAAAUCGUAAAAAAUGCCCUGAGAGUUAAUGCAUUAGCUAAUAUUAACUUACAAUGAGCUAUAUAUUUGUUACAAUAUUUAUAAAUCUUUGCAACGUUUAGUGAAUAAUAAUACUGUUCAUUGUUAGUUUAUCAAAUCAGGUCAGGUAUAAAUCACAUUAACAGACAACUCUUAUUUCAGCAAUGUUUUCGCAAAUUGUGAACUUAACUCUAGAAAAGGUGUUUUUCAUUGUUAUUUCAAUCGCUCUCAGUCAGGAUAAACACCGAAGCGUGUUGUUUUCAGCAGUGAAUGGUGUGCAGUUUAACAUUAACAUGCAUUUAAUACAUAGAUUUGGCUUUGUUUGAAAGCCUGAGAGCAUCUUUGCUGGUCAAAAUGGCCACACAAUUGUCAACUGUACUUUUAAUGUAAGUUUGUUUUUAAAAAGACGUUUUCGUUUUACGUAUUUUAAGUACAAACCAAACCAAAUGUGACAGGAAAUGAAUCUGUAAGUCGGAGCAGGGUGUUUAAUCUGUCUCUGUUUUCAUGAAGCAGGUUGUGUAAAGGACAUUAUGAACGGUUGGAGAAUACUGUGGCUGUGUGUAUGUCGGUUUAUUGAGGGAAAUGCAAACACUGAUGAAAAGAGGACAGUGAUUUGUGUCAUCUGUCGUCUUGUAAUGUGAACUGGUGUGUUAAUGUUUUUAUAUGUAUAUUUUUUUUAUAUCUGAAUGUGAUGGAUGGCGGAAAGACUAAACAUGAAAGGAAUUAGUAUUGGAUUUUUUUUUUGUCUAAUAAACAAUAUU
Molecule: messenger RNA, 3270 nt
Organism: Carassius gibelio (silver crucian carp)
Lineage: Eukaryota; Metazoa; Chordata; Actinopteri; Cypriniformes; Cyprinidae
Gene: ppp1r8a
Product: protein phosphatase 1, regulatory subunit 8a
Exons: 7
Coding region: 307-1098 (263 amino acids)
Cellular component (GO): nuclear speck
Molecular function (GO): mRNA binding; protein serine/threonine phosphatase inhibitor activity; protein binding
Source: RefSeq, a predicted model, not a curated record